Molecule: messenger RNA, 872 nt
Organism: Kogia breviceps (pygmy sperm whale)
Lineage: Eukaryota; Metazoa; Chordata; Mammalia; Artiodactyla; Physeteridae
Product: small ribosomal subunit protein uS2-like
Biological process (GO): cytoplasmic translation; ribosomal small subunit assembly
Cellular component (GO): 90S preribosome; ribosome; cytosolic small ribosomal subunit
Molecular function (GO): structural constituent of ribosome
Source: RefSeq, a predicted model, not a curated record
AUACGGCGUUUUUCUGGAUUCCCAUCGUAACUGAAAGGGAAGCUCUCACAAUGUCCGGAGCCCUUGAUAUCCUGCAAGUGAAGGAGGAGGAUGUUUUCAAAUUCCUUGCAGCAGGAACCCACUUAGGUGGCACCAACCUUGACUUCCAAAUGGAACAGCACGUCUACAGAAGGAGAAAUGAUGGCAUCUACAUCAUAAGUCUGAAGAGAACCUGGGAGAAGCUUCUGUUGCCAGCUCGUGCCAUUGAAAACCCAGCUGAUGUCAGUGUCGUAUCCUCCAGGAAUACUGGCCAGCGAGCUGGGCUGAAGUUUGCUGCUGUCACUGGAGCCACUUCUGUCUCUGGCCGCUUCACUCCUGGGACCUUCGCUCACCAAAUCCAGGUAGCCUUCGGGGAGCCAAGACUUCCGGCGGUUACCGACCCCAGGGCUGACCGCCCGCCUCUCCCAGAGGCCUCGUACGCUAGCCUGCCUACCGUUGCUCUGGGGACGGGCUCUCCUCUGCGAUACGCGGACCUUGCCGUCCCACGCGACAGCGAGGGCGCUCGCUCCGGCGGCCCGAUGUGGCGGACGCUCGGCCGGGAAGUUCUGCGCAAGCGCGGCACCGCCUCCCGCGAGCACCCCUGGGGGGUCACGCCUGCCCUCUGCUUGUACAGGGACCGUGGAGAGACCGAAAAGGGCGGGAAGGCGGCAGCUGAGGAGGCUGUGGCCAAGGAGGAGUUCGGGGGUGAACGGACCGCUCCGAACGCGUGCGGGCGCUCCCCGCCCAAGCCGGGAGUGCCCAGCCCGCCGCUGCGCGGGCCGCCGAGUGGCCAGGAGCCACCGCCGAGAGGUCUUAAACUGGAAAUAGGUGGACGGAAAAUAAACAGUUUCUAA